AAGAUGUAAGAUAUGGAAACAACAAAACUGCAGGUGUAAAUGAGCCACUGACACGCUGGGCCUUGAUGAUGGGCCCCAGCGGGUACACUGAAUGUCUGGCACAGGCUAUCCAGGUAACCAGCAAGAGCCCAUUUUACAUCUGUGGAAACAGAACCAGACAAGGAUGACCAGAUGUGUGCAGGAGUCACACAGCUGACCUAUGGCCGGUGGACUCUCACCUUAACCUCUAGCUCUCAGCUGUGCCUUUUCUUUUUUUCGUAACAUUAUGUUGCCUUAAUUCUCUCAAGUUGUAUUUGUCCUGUUAGUAGGGUGGUUGGGUUUUUUGUUGUUGUUUUUUGUACUGGGGAUUGAGCCCAGAGACUACUGAGCUACAUCCCCAACCCUUACUAGUUUUUGUUCGUUUGUCUUGAGACAGGUCUGAAGUAGCCCAAGCUGUCCUCAAAUUUCCCAUCCUCCUGCAUGUGCCUCCAGAGCUGGUGGGAUUACAGGUGUUCACCACUUGCAGCUCUGCUCGUAAUUACUGAUGUUGGAGGCCAAAUCUCGAUGUGAGGCCUCCGCAGCCACCUAACUGUGUACAUUCACUUACCGGGGGUACACUGGUCCUCCUCCUGAAGGAAACAAUUCCUGACAAAUACUGUCAAAUCACGUUAUCCCUCGCCAACUCUGCCUUUUUAAUUACAAAUCAUACUUUGACAAGAUCUGACAUUUAGAGUCAGAGGGCACACAUUACUGAACACCCUCCCCCUAGUACCGUGGUUUUUUUUUGUAGGACUACCGUUCAAAAUAUCCUUUGGAAAACAACCUGCCCAUAACACCCCCUGGAGCCUGAGAGUCUACUGCUUUUUUUUAAAGAGCAGAAUAAAUUUAUUGAGGGAAAGAAAGCUUCUGUCCAAGGGAGGGACAGAAGGGGGCCCAAAUGGGUUGCCCGACUAUACGGCUUGACUAACAUUCUUUAACUACUUUCUAAACAGCGACUACACUAGCUUUGAUAUGCUUCCAGGAAAAGAGCAAUUGACCCCGUGGGACGACUGCAGGGUGGGCUGCUGGAAUGACUUCUUAGGACGGCCAGCCUUUGAGUCUGAGUUUCUCAGCUACUAGCUUUUGCAACUAUGGUCAGGUGACUUCACCAAGUCUCAGUUUUCCCUUCUGAAAAGCCAGCGAGUACAGCAAAACAGACCCUCCUCAUAGCGCUAUCAUGAAGUGAGAGAGUCACAACAGGAAGAUUUUUGGAGCACUUAUCACGGACCCAGCAAGUUCCAUGAAUCGCCUCAUUUAAUUCGGAGGGCCAUACAGGUACUAUCGCCCUUUUACAGGUGCACGGGCCGAGAAGCGAAGGCUGAAAUCUGCCCGGGUCUCACUCCUGGGUUCUUGGGCCCUCCUCGCCUCUGCACUUUUUUUUUUUCCUUCCUUCCGAAAAGUAGCACUUAGUCCUUCAAAAUAUGUAGUGAGAGCAAUGGACCCGACUGCCAUUACCAUCAUAACCCCUAAAAAAUAUCCGGGCAACCUGGGCUCCAGGUAGGACAGCGGUCACAAACGCUCCGGUCGGAGAGACCAAAGAACCUCACGUUUCCGAAGGUCCAGGGCGGCGCCUGCGCAGAUCCGCGGAGGGAGGUGGGACCAGCAGGAAGAUGACACGGCUGCACGCAGCGCGAGCGUGUGCGCAAACUCCUUGGGCGCGGGGGCGUGGCUUGUUAGGGCCCUGGCGGCCAGGCGGAGUCGGCGUCAGCGUCAGCGCACACUCCUUGGGCGGGAGGCGGGACGGCGCGGCGACGCGGCUGACGUGGAGGGUGCGGGUUAGCGGGCGCGGCGGGCUCUGGGAUUGGGGAGCCACGGGCCUGGCCGGGCCCCUGGGCCUGAGGCGGCGGCAGCGGCGGCGGUAUAAAGCCGGCGGCGGGGAGCAUGUAAUGUCGGAAUGCGGAGGCCGCGGCGGCGGCGGCAACAGCAGCAGCGACGACGCCGAGGACGAGGGUGGCGGUGGCGGCGGCCCGGCGGGUCGAGCAAAAGAUGUGAUAAUACCAGCAAAGCCACCUGUCAGCUUUUUCUCCUCGAGGUCUCCGGUCCUUGACCUCUUCCAGGGGCAGCUGGACUAUGCAGAGCACAUUCGCCGGGAUUCAGAGGUGGUACUGCUGUUCUUCUAUGCUCCAUGGUGCGGCCAGUCCAUCACUGUCAGGGCAGAAAUUGAGCAUGCAGCAAGCCGACUUUCUGACCAGGUGUUGUUUGUGGCAAUUAACUGUUGGUGGAACCAGGGGAAAUGCAGAAAACAGAAACACUUCUUUUAUUUUCCUGUAAUACAUCUGUAUCAUCGGAGUUUUGGACCAAUCGAGUACAAAGGCCCCAUGAGUGCUGUUUACAUUGAGAAGUUUGUCCGACGAGUGAUGAAACCACUUCUCUACAUCCCGUCUCAAUCAGACUUACUAGAUUUUCUCUCAAACUAUGAGCCUGGAGUACUUGGGUACUUUGAGUUCAGUGGCUCACCCCAGCCUCCUGGCUAUUUGACCUUCUUCACCUCAGCAUUAUAUUCAUUAAAGAAAGAUUACCUAGGAACAGUACGAUUUGGGGUUAUCACAAAUAAACAUCUUGCGAAACUGGUUUCCUUAGUACACUCUGGAAGUGUGUAUUUACAUAGACAUUUCAACACAUCACUUGUCUUCCCCAAGGAGGUCAUGAACUUCACAGCUGAGAACAUCUAUAAGUGGGCCUCAGAAAACCGAGAGACACUCUUUCAGUGGCUGCAGCCCCAUGGAGGCAAGAGUCUCCUGCUGAAUAACGAGCUGAAGAAGGGACCGGCACUCUUCCUGUUCAUACCAUUCGAUCCUUUAGCCGAGAGGCAUCCCCUAAUAAAUGAGAUCACCGAAGUGGCCUUGGAGUACAACAACUGUCAUAGGGACCAGGUGGUGGAGCGUCUCCUUCAGCAUCUGCGGCAGGUCGAUACACCGAUGUCGCAGUCAUUGGCACCAGAGCCAUCAUCUCCGCUGCCAGACACAUCACUAACAGCAGCAUUGCCCUGCUGCAACACCGUGGUGCUGCCCCAGGGGCACUCCUUUUCCAGGACCCAUAACAUCUGCGAGCUGUGUGUCAACCAGACUGCUGGGGGCAUCCGGCCGAGCUCAGUCAGUGCACCGCAAUGCAGCUUCUUCCAGAUGGCAGCAACUUUGGAUUCCUUCUACCUCAAGGAGCAGACCUUUUAUCACGUGGCAUCAGACAGCAUGAAAUGCAGCAAUUUUUUAACUUCCUAUAGCCCUUUUAGCUAUUACACUGCAUGUUGCAGGACCAUAAACAGGGGCGGGGUAAGCUUCAUUGAUUCUGAACAAGGUAUCUUUAAAACCCCAGGCACUGCGUUUUCUUCCCUGAAGAAGUGUGAGGCCACCACCGCCAGCUCUGUUCCUCACAUUGAGGAGAACAGGUAUCUCUUCCCUGAAGUGGGCAUGACCAGCACCACCUUCACAGGCCUGAGCUGCAGAACCAACAAAACCCUGAACAUCUACCUUUUGGAUUCCAAUCUAUUUUGGUUAUAUGCCCAGAGACUGGGUGCUCCAAGCUCCACCCACGUGAAGGAAUUUGCCACAAUUGUUGAUGUGAAAGAAGAGUCUCACUAUAUCUUGGAUCCAAAACAAGUACUCAUGAAGUUCACCUUAGAAUCUUUUAUUCAAAACUUUAGCAUUCUCUACAGUCCCUUGAAAAGACAUCUCAUUGGAAGUGAUUCUGCCCAGUUCCCUGCUCAGCAUUUAAUCACUGAAGUAACAACUGAUACCUUCUGGGAAGUCAUCCUUCAGAAACAGGAUGUCUUGCUGCUCUAUUAUGCACAGUGGUGCGGCUUCUGUCCAUCCCUCAAUCACAUCUUCAUCCAACUUGCUCGUCUCCUGCCAGUGGAUACAUUCACUAUGGCCAGGAUUGAUGUGUCUCAGAAUGAUCUUCCUUGGGAAUUUAUGGUUGACCGGCUUCCUACCAUCUUGUUUUUUCCCUGCAACAGAAAAGAUCUAAGUGUGAAAUACCCUGAAGACCUCCCCAUCACCCUUCCAAACCUGCUGAGAUUCAUCUUGCAUCACUCAGACCCUGCCUUCGCCCCUCAGAAUGUGGCCAGCACCCCUUCCAGAGGUUGUCUCCAGAGCGAGGCCGCCUUACAGCAGGGACACAUCUCCCACUUGGAGAGAGAGAUCCAGAAACUGCGAGCAGAGUUAAGCAGCCUUCACCGAGCACAGGUGCAAGUAGAGGGUCAGCUGUCCAGUGCCCGCAGGGAUGAGCGCCGGCUGCGCAGGCAACAGCAGGCACUGGAGCAGCAGCACAGCCUGCUGCGGCAGCACAGCGAGCAGCUGCAGGCCCUGUAUGCGCAGAAGGCCCGUGAGCUUGAGGAGCUGGCUGAUGCCUCAGAGACUCUCCUCACCGAGAACACAUGGCUCAAGAUCCUGGUGGCCACCAUGGAGAGAAAGCUGCAGGGCCAGGACGGGGCCGAGGACCCGACCCCGCUGCGAGAAGCACACCCUGACCACCCUGAGCCUGCAGGUGCCCCCCUGUUACCCAGUGGGACUCCCCUGCCUUCCAAUGCCAGCUCCCCAGUGGCAUCUGAGAGGAAUGAGAACAGGACAGACUAACUUGAAGUAAUGAAGGAAUCAGAGGUGAAAACUGUACAUUGGGAAUAUAUUUAUGCAAAUUUUAUUGAAACUUAUUGUAAAUAAAGAUUUUCUCAGUGGUCUAGAAAA
Messenger RNA from Chinchilla lanigera (long-tailed chinchilla), 4697 nucleotides. It is a transcript of the gene Txndc11, whose product is annotated as thioredoxin domain containing 11. The record is from RefSeq and is a predicted model, not a curated record. NCBI's taxonomy places the organism in Eukaryota, Metazoa, Chordata, Mammalia, Rodentia, Chinchillidae.